Danio rerio (zebrafish) is the source of this 3244-nucleotide messenger RNA. Lineage: Eukaryota; Metazoa; Chordata; Actinopteri; Cypriniformes; Danionidae. The record is from RefSeq and is a predicted model, not a curated record.
UUAACACAAAACAAAACCAGUUUGCGUUUCUUUAUUUGUUUGCAGAAAAAGCUAAUAAACUUCAGGAGCAAAUGGGUCACCGCUUCUCCAAGCGUGGGCUGUCGAGCACAGACAACCUGCCCUCAGGCCAGUUUUCAGGCAGUGAAGAGGCUCCUCCGCAUUACUCCUCUUACAGUAAUGGCAUCGAUACGGCCAUCACGGUGGAUUCACCCACACGGAGAUCAUCUGAAGUUCUGAACUCGCGGCAGGACAGCAGACGACCCUCCAUAUACAGCACCAUCGACGCGAUGCCGCAUCUGGAGUUUUAUGCCAACGCCACCACCACGGGCCGCAUCCGCCGCAGCCGGCCAUCGCUGGAGACUCUGCGCAAAGUCUGCGAUAAUGGCGAAUGUGGCGUUAACUCAGGCGACUCCUGCGCGGGAAGCAUUGCAGCGUUACAAGAGACUGAAAACAAAUCUGAGGAAAAUGGAGAAACAGCAAAGAAGUCUGAGCCUGUUCGCUUCGGAUGGGUCACCGGGGUCAUGAUUCGCUGUAUGCUGAAUAUUUGGGGCGUCAUUCUGUUCCUGCGCUUGUCCUGGAUCACAUCUCAAGCAGGAAUCCUUCUGACGUGGUUAAUUAUACUGAUGUCUGUCCUUGUGACGUCCAUCACAGCGUUGUCUGUAUCUGCCAUUUCCACCAAUGGGAGAGUCUCUUCUGGUGGCGCAUACUUCAUGAUCUCCCGAACUCUGGGACCAGAGCUCGGAGGGCCCAUCGGUGUGGUGUUUUCUUUCGCGAACGCUCUCGCCUGUGCGCUCAACACAGUGGGGUUUUCGGAGACGGUCAGAGAUCUUCUCAUUAAUAACUCUCAAAUUGUGGAUUCAGUCAAUGACGUCCGAAUUAUAGGAUCCAUCACGGUCACCGCGCUGCUGCUCAUCUCAUUGGCUGGGAUGGAGUGGGAAUCUAAGACUCAGAUCCUGUUCUUCUUGGUCCUCAUGGUUUCCUUCACCAACUAUUUUGUCGGCUCAGUGAUUCCAGCUACCCCGCAGAAGCAGUCCAUUGGUUUCUUCAGUUACCGCAGUGAGAUCUUUGUGGAAAACCUCUUUCCAGACUGGAGAGGACCAGACGGAGACUUCUUCCGAAUGUUUGCCAUCUUUUUCCCAUCCGCCAUCGGGAUCCUCGCUGGAGCAAACAUCUCAGGAGAUCUGAAGGAACCGGAGAUUGCCAUCCCGAGAGGAACACUGAUGGCCAUUUUCUGCACCACCAUAAGUUAUCUGGCCAUCUCUUCAACUGUUGGUGCAUGUGUGCUGCGUGACGCUUCCGGAAACAUGAAUGACAGUCUGCCACUGAAUUUCACGGAGGCGUGUGAUUCUCUGAGCUGCUCUCUGGGCUGGAACUUCACUGAGUGUGAGCAGAGCGGCUCCUGCUCUUAUGGCCUCUCCAACAGCUUCCAGGUUCUGGUCCAGGUCUCUGGCUUUGGUCCUUUGAUUUACGCUGGUAUAUUUGCAGCCACCCUGUCGUCCGCUCUUGCGUUCCUCGUCUCCGCACCCAAAAUCUUCCAGUGUCUCUGUCGGGAUAACAUCUACCCAUACAUCGGCUUCUUUGGAAAGGGUUAUGGGAAAAACAGCGAGCCGCUGCGUGCUUAUCUGCUCUGUUACAUCAUAGCAAUGUGCUUCAUUCUGAUUGCUGAGCUGAACACAAUCGCUCCUCUGAUCUCCAACUUCUUCCUCUGCUCUUACGCUCUGAUCAACUUCAGCUGUUUUCACGCUUCCAUCACCAAUUCACCAGGAUGGAGGCCGUCAUUUCGCUAUUACAGCCCCUGGACGGGUUUAUUCGGCGCAGCGAUUUCUGUGGUGCUGAUGUUCCUCCUCACCUGGUGGGCUGCGCUCAUCUCUUUAGCCUUGAUCAUCUUCUUAUUUGGCUAUGUGGCCUAUAAGAAACCAGAGGUGAACUGGGGCUCCUCUGUUCAAGCCAGCACCUACAACAUGGCUCUGUCAUACUCUGUGUCUCUGGCCGGAGUCGAAGAUCACGUCAAAAACUACAGGCCUCAGUGUCUGGUUCUGACUGGUCCUCCGACUCUCCGUCCUGCACUGGUGGACUUUGUGGGGUCUUUCACCAAAAAUGUCAGCUUGAUGAUUUGUGGAGACAUUAUCAUGGAGGAUGAGAAGUCCAUCAUGUCUGAGUGUAACACUAAUGAGAUGCUGAAGUGGCUCAAUCAGAGGAAAGUUCGCUCUUUCUACACCGCCUUCAGAUCAUCCAGUCUAAGAGAAGGAGCUCGCCAUCUUCUGCAGGCCUCUGGUUUGGGAAAGCUGAGGCCGAAUAUACUGGUGAUGGGAUUUAAAAUGAACUGGCAGGAGAGCAACAGCCAAGAUAUCGAGGACUACAUCAACACCAUAUAUGAUUCUUUCGAUUCCAACCACGGCGUGUGUGUCCUCCGCAUGAUGGAUGGACUGGACAUCCGAGAUGAGUUACAGACUGAAGUCAAUCCAGUGUUUGAGCCGGACGAACCCAUCGAGUUUGAUCAGCAGAAUUCAGACUCCGAUUCAGAUGUGGACAACACAAAGAACAUUGCCAACGAUCAGAUCAAAACGGUGUUUCAGACCAAACAAGGAAAGAAGACCAUUGACGUGUACUGGAUCUCUGAUGAUGGAGGUUUGACUCUGUUGGUGCCGUAUCUGUUGACCAGAAGAAAACGCUGGAGACGGAGCAAAGUCAGAGUGUUUAUUGUUGGCGAACAGAAAACUAUGGAGGACGAGCGCAAAGAGAUGAAGACUUUGCUCCAGCGUUUCCGACUGGACGUUCAUGAUGUGAUUGUGAUGACGGACAGCAAACGACAACCGCUUGCCAAAAACAUGCAGCGUUUCGAGGACACUGUCGCCCCCUUCAGGCUGAAUGACGCACAGCUGGACGAGCGGACGGUGCAGCAGCAGAGAAUGGAGAACCCAUGGAAGGUCACGGACAAACAGAUGGACGCGCUGAGACUCAAGUCUGAGAGGAAAGUGCGGCUGAACGAGAUCAUUCGGAGGAAUUCCCAACACGCCGCUCUGGUUCUAGUGUCUCUCCCCGUCCCUCAGGCUGAUUGUCCCAGCUCUCUUUAUAUGGCCUGGUUGGACACGCUGAGCUGCGGUUUACACUGUCCAGUCCUGCUUAUUCGGGGAAACCAGCAGAACGUCAUGACCUUCUACUGCCAGUAAAAACACCAACAGCAGAUUUACUGUUGAAGUCAGAAUUAAAAGCCUUCCUGAAUUAUUUGCCCCUCUUUAAUGGA